Paecilomyces variotii is the source of this 922-nucleotide messenger RNA. Its product is annotated as putative 26 proteasome complex subunit Sem1. Gene Ontology annotation, biological process: proteasome assembly; mRNA export from nucleus; double-strand break repair via homologous recombination. The coding region runs from base 288 to 554 and encodes 88 amino acids. Gene Ontology annotation, cellular component: proteasome regulatory particle, lid subcomplex; proteasome complex. The transcript has 3 exons. NCBI's taxonomy places the organism in Eukaryota, Fungi, Ascomycota, Eurotiomycetes, Eurotiales, Thermoascaceae. The record is from RefSeq and is a predicted model, not a curated record.
CGCUGUAGCUUGUAGAAAUGAGCCUUGCAAAACAAUGUGGGAUGGCCAUGGGGUCUAGCCUUGACGUCUGGAGGCUCACCAAUCCCGCUGCUAAGUAGAGGUAGAGCGUCUCCGCGAUCAUCACCGCCCAAGCUCCAUUCUGCACCAGACAUCUUCUCCAACGCCACGAUACUCCCCCACAGCAACAUCUGGCCCUCUUUUCACAGCUGGCUAUCUUUUCGAUCGCCUCUCUGCUUCUCCCUAUCCUCCUCUGAAGAGGCCUGCGAACACAUAUCACACCAGCUACCAUGUCGAAUCAGACGUCCAACCAGAACCAGGCCGAGGCCUCGCAACAACCCAAGCAGCAGAAGGCACCCCAGGUACUCGAGGAAGAUGAUGAGUUCGAAGACUUCCCUGUCGAAGACUGGCCCCAAGAAGAGACCGAGCAGGGCUCAACGACAGCCAACGGCACAAGCGUCCACCUGUGGGAGGAGAGCUGGGACGACGACGAUGCGAGCGAGGACUUCUCAAAGCAGCUGAAGGAGGAACUCAAGAAGGUCGAGGCGGCUAAAUAGAUAGAGACGGAAUGAAAAGACGGACGAAUAAUAAUGUAUCUUGUUCGAAAUCAAAAGAACAGCGAGCUUUACAUCUUCGGGAAAAGCAAGGCGCAAGCCACGCUAGGCUAGAGCAUGAUAAGCCGGUUAGAGGGGUCGUUGUGACUUAUGCUGUAAUUUCCAAGUUUGGAGUACUGGACAGACAUCGUCGAUUAUCCAUCCAUCUCUUUCCACGAAAACGCUCCAGAAAAGGCGCCGAGAGUGGGCUUAUUGAGGUUGAGGAAUGAAAGACGAUAGGAAGUAUCGGAUCAGAACUUGCCUAUUAUGCUCUUUGAGGUAUAGCAACAGUAGAUAGCUAUGCAGAAACAUACAAGCACAUUAUAUGCCCA